Molecule: messenger RNA, 8707 nt
Organism: Oryza sativa Japonica Group (Japanese rice)
Lineage: Eukaryota; Viridiplantae; Streptophyta; Magnoliopsida; Poales; Poaceae
Molecular function (GO): helicase activity; protein binding; ATP binding
Source: RefSeq, a predicted model, not a curated record
UCCAAAAAGGCCCGAACCGCAGCGUCUCGGUUCUUUCUUCCUUUUACUUCUCACAGAAGCUGAAGAGACUCCUCCGCCAUCAAACCCCUCUCCUCCUCCCUCAUCCCACUGAUCACUCCGGUUUCUCCGCGAGCAGCGAAGCGACCGCCAUUAGACUCGACGCGACCGCGACUCCGGCGAACUACUACUCCUCCUCCUCCUCCUCGCUCUUCCUCGCGAAUGCUGGUCGCGGCUUGCUGCUACUAGCCUCUCCACCACCCAGUUUGGUCGAUGAGAGAGAAGGGCCCCUGCCGCGGCGGCAACAUGGGGGAGAGGGAUUUGGGCGACAUCGUGCUCUCCUGGUCGCUCGGUGAGGUCAUGGACGACGACCUCUACAGAGGAAAGGUUGAGGAAAUUCCUCGCAGUUUCAUGUCCCUUGAUCACUAUUUCAAAACAUAUGCUGCACCUCUGAUUGAGGAAACAAGAUCCGAUCUGUGCUCAUGUCUUGAGCUCAUAUCAGAAGCACCCAUUUCUAAGAUACUGUCUAUGGAAGAAGCAGGAAAAUCAGGAUUGUAUUUUAUGGAUGUGGACUUCUGGGAUAACGGGGCUGGUUUUUCUUCCGAGGCUUAUACUGCUAGGAAUGGAGAUAUAUUUAUAUUGUCUAGUAUGAAACCUGAAUCUGCAGAUGACUUGAACCGCUAUGGUGUGACAUACUGCCUGGCUAUGGUUACUGAAGUUUCUAUGGAUGAUGAAUUCCAGAAGGGUUUCCGAGUGAAAGUUGCAAAGGAUGUAACUCUACAAGAAGGCUUCAACAGACUUAGACAUGCGAUAUUUCUUAAUAAUAUUAUGACAAACUUACGGAUAUGGAAAGCAAUUUGCUUUGACAUGGGCAUGAACAACAAUUUCACAGUAAUCAAGUCACUCUUUGCCCCCACAUAUAUGGGUGAUGACGUUUGUGAUAUCUGUGUUAAACAGGAUGAGCACUGUUUGGCUUUAUGUACUGAGCAAUUACUGUCAAUUAAUCUUAAUCAAUCGCAAGUGGAUGCUAUUGAGUCUGUUAUCUCAGCAGUGCAGUGUAGGCAUUUGAAUCUCAUGAAACUUAUAUGGGGUCCACCAGGUACUGGAAAGACCAAGACAGUUAGUGCUUUGCUUUGGGCUUUGGCAUGUUUGAAAUGCAGAACUCUUACAUGUGCACCCACAAAUGUUGCUAUUGUUGGAGUUUGUACUCGGUUCCUUCAUAUUUUGAGGGAUUUCAACAAGAAUGCCAAUGAAAACUUUCUACCCUUUUCUCUUGGUGAUGUCUUGUUAUUUGGAAACAAGUAUAAUAUGGACAUCACUGAGGACCUUCAAGAUGUUUUCUUAGAUUGUCGUGCUGAUGAACUUGUUGAAUGCUUUUCAUCGUUGUCUGGGUGGAGAUACAGAAUAGCUUCUAUGGCUUCCUUUUUUGAGGAUUGUGGUUCUCAGUAUGAUAUGCUUCUUGAGGAUGAUGGAAGAAGCGAUCCUAUUUGUUUCCUGGACUUUAUAAAGACACAAUUUGAUGUGACAGCCACAGCUUUAAAGAAAUGCAUAAUGAACUUAUUGAUUCACCUUCCUAGGAAGUGCUUUUCACAUGAUAGCAUCAGUAAUAUAUCAAUGCUCUUUGAUUCACUGGAAAAAGUUGAAGCCCUUUUACAUCAUGAAAAUUUAACUGAUGAUGGUGCAAAAAGGGGCUUUGGUUUUCUGUCUAUUCAAGACAUUUCUUGUGCAAAGUCUGCAUUCAUUAUUGAGAAGGAACUGAAUAGAGCAAAGUUAUCAUGCCUUCAAUUGCUUGAAGAUCUUGAGAGAUCACUGGAUCUACCUACUGGUAGAGACAGAAAUUGGAUUCAGAACUACUGCAUGCGUAAUGCAACACUUAUUUUUUGUACCUCCUCUAGCUCGUAUCGAUUGCAUCACAUGGAAAUUGCACCGCUUGAUGUGUUAAUUGUGGAUGAGGCGGCUCAAGUGAGGGAAUGUGAAUUGAUUAUUCCACUACGUCUGCAUUGGCUGAAACAUGUUGUUUUAGUAGGAGAUGACUGCCAGCUGAGACCAAUGGUUAAAAGCCAAGUAUGCAAAGAAGCUGGAUUUGGAAUUAGUCUUUUUGAGAGAUUGGUUGUACUGGAUUUUGAAAAACAUUUGCUGAAUAUACAAUAUCGCAUGGAUCCUCGUAUCAGCUUGUUUCCUAAUGUUCAAUUUUAUGGGAGGAAGAUUUUAGAUGGUCCAAAUGUCAUGUCCUCUGUCUAUAACAAAGAUUACACAAACCUCCCUUUUGGUACCUAUGCUUUUAUAAACAUCAGUGAUGGAAGGGAAGAAAAAGAGGGCACUGGAAACAGUUGGCGAAACCUGGUUGAAGUUGCUGUUGUUUUGCACCUGAUCCAAACAAUUUUUAAAACUUGGAAAAGGAAAGGACAAAUGCUCAGCAUUGGUGUGAUCUCUCCGUACAGUUCUCAAGUUGAUUCAAUAGAAAGCAGACUUGGCAAAUUGUAUGACACGUGUGAUGGCUUUCAUGUGCGCGUAAAGUCUGUUGAUGGUUUCCAAGGAGAAGAAGAUGAUAUUAUCAUACUAUCAACAGUUAGGUCUAAUGUGAAAGGCAUUGUUGGAUUUCUUGCUGAUGAACAAAGAACAAAUGUUGCUCUUACAAGAGCAAGGCACUGCCUUUGGAUUCUAGGUAAUGCUAAUACACUGUAUAGUAGUGGGACAGUAUGGAAAGACCUUAUAGCUGAUGCACAAAGACGUAAAUGUAUCAUUGAUGCUACUAAUGACGCAGCCAUAUGUAAGUUGGUUUUGAAAGUCAAGAAUGAACUUGAUGAACUUGACGAUCUACUUAAUGCGGAUUCAGCCGUUUUCAGCAAUACUAGAUGGAAAGUCGUUUUCAGUGACGAAUUUAAGAAGUCCUUUGCAAAAUUAAAAUACCCACAGCUUAGGAGGGAAGUACUUCAAAAGCUUAUCAAACUUGGUGUUGGCUGGAGGACAACAAUGAAGAAUUUGAAUUUCAAUGUAAUUGAUCCUUUCCAGCUUGCAAAAGUAUACAAAGUCAGAGACUUGAGGCUUGUUUGGAGUACCGAUAUAAAGAAAAGCGAAAGGUAUGUUCAGAUUAUAAGAAUUUGGGACCUGUUGUCUCACCAGAAUGUUGCAAGAACUGUUCAACGUCUUGAAAAUCUGUUUUCCAUGUACACGGAUGAGUACCUCGAUAAGUGCAGAAGAGUAAAGACUGAGGGGAAACUGGAAGUGCCUGUUAUUUGGGAUGCCGAGCAUGAUAUUAUUCGCUAUCGGAAGGUUCUGGAAGUUGAUGCUCAGGAAGACCAUGAUCAUGUGGACAUAUCAUAUGCUAUGGAGAAUUCAAAAGUCAGUGAAAGCUUCUUGCUAAUGAAGUUCUACUCUCUAUCAUCUGGUGUGGCAAAACAUUUGCUAACAGCUACUGAUGGAUCAGAAAUUGAUAUUCCCUUUGAACUGACUGAUGAAGAGCAGGCGAUUAUUCGAUUCCCACUCACUAGUUUUAUACUUGGAAGGUCAGGCACUGGUAAAACAACUGUGCUCACAAUGAAGCUGAUUCAAAUAUGGCAACAGUCUUUGAUUGCAUCACGUGGGCUAAAUUUGGAUGAAAGAAAUAGUACAGCACAGAAGGAUUUGAGUGAAGUAGAAACUUUUGUUAAACAAGUCUUUAUCACUGUAAGCCCAAAGCUAUGUUCAGCUAUAAGGAAUCAGAUUUGCAAGCUUACAAGAUAUGGUUCUGGUGACGUCUCUGAUCAGGCUAGCAUUCUUCAAAUGCCUGACAUGGUUGAUGAUCUUGAAGACUUCACUGACAUACCCGAUAGUUUUAUUGGUCUUCCUUGUGAGCACUAUCCUCUUACUAUCACGUUUCGGAAGUUUCUGAUGAUGCUUGAUGGAACAUGCAAAACUUCAUUCUUUGGUACCUUUUGUGGUGAACUAAGGUCUUCCACGGAGAGAGGGUAUUCAAAAUCUCGAGCCCUGCAAGCUUUUAUUGAAAUGAAGGAAGUAACAUAUGAAAAAUUUUCUGCUUCCUAUUGGCCGCAUUUUAACUCUGAACUGACAAAGAAACUUGAUGCGUCCACUGUCUUCACUGAAAUAAUUUCUCAUAUAAAGGGUGGAUAUCAAGCGAACAAACCUUUUGGUGGCAAACUUGAAAGGCUUGAUUAUUUAAAGCUUUCUGAGAAGAGAUUUUCGUCUCUGAACAGUCAGAUGAGAGAAAGGGUAUAUGAUAUUUUUCUUGAUUACGAAAGUAUGAAAUGCACAGCCAGGGAAUUUGACUUGUCAGAUUUUGUUAACAGUCUUCACAGAAACCUUCUUUCUGAGGGCUACAAUGGUGAUAUUGUGGAUUGUAUUUACAUAGAUGAGGUGCAGGAUCUUACAAUGACACAGAUAGCACUGCUCAAGUAUGUCUGCAGGAACUUCGAGGAGGGCUUUGUUUUUGCUGGUGACACAGCACAGACGAUAGCAAGAGGCAUUGAUUUUAGGUUUGAAGAUAUUCGCUCACUCUUCUAUACCUAUUUCCUUCCAGAAAUGGAGCCAUGUGGUCAAGGGAUUAAUCAUGGAAAACAGCUUCGUAUCACGGAUAUGUUCCAGCUUACCCAAAAUUUUCGCACACACUGUGGAAUCCUUCGUUUGGCUCACAGUAUCAUGAGUCUUCUGUACUACUUUUUCCCGUCAUGUGUUGACAAACUUAACCCAGAGAUUGGGCUUGUAUAUGGAGAAGCACCUGUGCUGCUUGAAUCUGGUAAUGAUGAGAACGCAAUUAUGACUAUCUUUGGAGAAAGCAAGAGUGACCCUGGUAACUUGCAAGGGUUUGGUGCCGAACAAGUUAUAUUAGUUCGUGAUGAUGCAACCAAGAAACAGGUUGUUGACCUUGUUGGUAAACAAGCUCUUGUUUUGACAAUUGUUGAAUGUAAGGGCCUUGAGUUCCAGGACGUGCUGCUGUACAAUUUCUUUAGCUCAUCACCUUUAAGAAAUAAAUGGAGAGUUGUGUAUGACUACAUGAAAGGCAAAAAUGUUAUAGAAUCAUCUGAAGAGAUGUCCCACUCUUUUUUCGACAAAAACAAGCAUUAUCUUCUCUGUUCAGAGUUGAAGCAGCUCUAUGUUGCAAUUACACGAACUAGGCAAAGGCUGUGGAUAUGUGAGAAUGCAGAUGAUAACUGCCGACCGAUGUUUGACUACUGGAAGAAGUUGUGCCUUGUUGAAGUUAGAGUACUUGAUUCUUCACUCAUUGAAGCAAUGCAGGCAGGAAGCAGCACAGAAGAAGAUUGGAGGCAACGGGGUACCAAGCUAUUCGCUGAGGGGCAAUAUGAAAUGGCUACGAUGUGCUUUGAAAAGGCAGGUGAUGCUUACAGAGAAAAGUUAGCAAGAGCUGCUGGACUUCUAGCAACUGCUGACCGUGUCAUCUCUACAAACUUUGAGAUGGGCCAGUCUUCAUUGCAAAAAGCUUCAGAAAUCUUUGAGUCUAUUGGCAAGCAUGAGAAAGCUGCUACUUGCUAUAUGAAAUUAGGUGACUACAAAAAAGCAGGAAUGGUUUAUAUGGAAAAAUGUGGUAAUUCCAGGCUAAAGGAUGCUGGGGACUGUUUUGAACUGAGUGCCUGCUGGUCACUGGCAGCUGACGCAUACUUUAGAGCUAAAUGUUACGCCAAGUGUUUGUCCAUGUGUUCUAAAGGAAAACUGUUCCAAAAGGGCCUACUUCUCUUGCAACAGUUGGAGGAACAUUUGCUUGAAAAUUCCAGCCUCGUCAAGGUGGCUGCUAUUAGAAACACAUUUCUAGAAGAUUGUGCGCUACACUAUUUUGAGUGUGGAGACAUAAAGCACAUGAUGCCAUUUGUUAAGUCUUUCAGCUCUAUGGAUCACAUUCGUGUAUUCUUAAAUUCUAAGAAUCUUGUGGAUGAACUGCUGAGUGUAGAGAUGGAUAUGGGUAAUUUUGUUGAAGCUGCUGGGAUAGCAAAGCAUACAGGAAACAUCUUAUUGGAGGCCGAUCUGCUUGAAAAGGCAGGUUUUCUUGAAAAUGCUACACAACUUAUCCUCCUUCAAUUAUUUGUGAAUUCUCUCUGGGCUUCGCACAGUACAGGAUGGCCUCCAAAAAGGUUUGCGGAGAAGGAGCAAUUGCUUGCAAAAGCCAAAGAAAUGUCAAGGAAUGUAUCGGAGUCAUUCUACUGCCUUGUUUGCUCAGAAGCAGAUGCCCUUUCAGAUGAACAUAAGUCUCUUGCCAGCAUAACUUAUAACUUGAUUGAGGGCAAUAAAUGUGGAAACUUGUUAGUCGAACUUAUAGCUUCUCGCUUGAUUCUUGAUGUUCAUCUUCAGGCUGAAGCCUCUGGAUACUGUUUUGAAUCAGAGCCAGGGUCUCAUGAUGGACGGCAUUGCAAAGAUAUGCUAGUUCUUAAUCAGAUAUCACUUGAAACUCUAGUAUACGAUUGGAAUUACUGGAGUUCAAUUAUAGUCAAAGUGCUCAGGCAUCUUGAUCACCCUAAGGACGCAGAAUCAAAUGAUUUGGCAGCAAUCUGUGAAGAUCUUUGUGCUAAAUACUUUGGAUGGAGAAAAGAUGGUGAUUAUGACCGGUAUGUGGUACUUAACACAGACUCUAGCUGGCUGUCUAACACAGGAAGAAAUUAUUUGCAGCAAGAUGGCAGGAGAUGUUGGCUGGAUACUCUCCAUUGUCAUUCUUGUGCUAAGGAUUUUUGGAUCAAUGAACUUUAUUCUGUUGGUUUGAGUGUACUCAAGAAGUUGGAAUCUAUUGUCCAAAUUUUGCCAACAUCAUCAUGCUCCCUGGGUAGAACUAUACUCGUUAUAUACGAAAUUGCAAAGUUUCUAAAGGAAUCAGAGUUUGGCAUGCCAAAAAAUACCAUAAAGUACUACUCUAUUCUUUGUGAACGUCGCUUCUUCGAGUUGGUUUUCCUUGUCUGGAGGGAUGAAACACCAAAGAGCCUCUUGUGUAUACUUGACUCAGCGACUACAUAUAACCUGCUCUCUGAUUCCAUCUGUUCAUAUCUUGGUUCAAGAAACAAUAAAAUGACUCAUAGUCAAGUUGGGAGAAUAACUAUGCUUCUUCUCCAUGCAGCAAGGUUGGAUGAUUCGUUGAUUUCACAGCUUGUGGAAUAUCUAGACAGAGGUUCUGAGUGGGCAACUUUUUUUCUAUCGUUGAAGAAGUAUCUUGACAAUGGUGUUAGCAGAGACAUCUUACUCUUGGACUUCAAAUUUGCUCUUGAUUGCACUUAUAAGGCAAACUGGAGGGCUGAACACUACAUAUCCCCGAUAUGCUAUGUAGAUCUCAUUGAGUGCCUUGGCUUUUUGGCUACAACGCAUCUUGUACUGAAUGACUAUAUGUUUUGCACAAAAUCUCUGUUGGCCAAAAUGAUGAAGUGUCGCACUACCAAGGGUUACUUUGAGACAUGUAUGGCUCCUAGCACAGAUAUCGAUCUGGGCUAUGCAGGUCAUUCAGCACGGUGUUUCAUAUACCUGUCAGUUAAGGAUCUUUUGGGAAGCAAGCGUAUGAUUGUAGAGUGGGUUCAGAACACCUCUACUCCAACUAGUUCUUAUGUUCCAAUCCUUCUGAGAUUAGUUAUCACACUUUAUCUUGUGACUGUAAACCAAGACGAUGGAGAUUUGUAUGAGGUUACAGCUUUCCUCGAGAAAAAUCAUGUUUUUACGGAUUUACCUCCUGAGUUCUCUGAAAAGAUUAGAAAUGCUUUGAGGAUGAAGUCUCGCACAGUGAAGAACUUCAUGAGGGUAUUUGCUGAUGCCCUUGCAGCAAUAGGAACUCGCAUGGUAGUUAUGGGUGAUAUUAAGAAGGCAAUGGCACAUAAAUGCCAGCCAGACUUGAAUGCUGAUAUGAUUAGCAGUGUGGAUUUGAGUGAUGCUAAGAAGGUAAUGGCACUUCUUUCAACAGAGAAGUCAAGUAGUUUAAAGCAGGAACCUCAGCUGCCAGAGAUCAAAUCUGUUUGUAACAAAAUUUGCAACGCUACUUCUGGUCACUUCCCUUUGACAAGUGUAGGAGGUAGCCAGAAGAGUACAAGUAAUUUUAAUUUGAGUGAUGUGGAUCAUCCUUUGUUGGAGAAGUUUGAGGCGUUUCAAGUCAAUAUGCCUCAAAAGAAAAAUGGAAGCUUAAUUUCUCAAAUUCUUAGAAGUCCCCUUUCCUGGAUAGAGCAAAGAGCUCCUCCUGUGCAAAUGUUAGAGUUGAGACACAUUUGCAAGCAAGUCGAAGAACAGCAUGUUAGGGAGAAGAGAGCUUUGUCCGUGAAGGAUCUCCAUUCAAACCGGGAACAUGGUGAUGGUGAAAAAAAUAUUGGGAAGAUCGUCGACGUGCAAGGAAGCCAAUCUAACCCUGACAGAGCUAGCGAAUGGAGUGGAUGCUCAGAUGACGAGCAAGAGACGGGAGGAAGUAAUGUGGUGCAGUCGACCAAAGAAGCACCAGCCGCUGCCAGCUCCGGCCCCAGCUCCAAAAACAAGCCGCAGAAAAAGAAGAAAUCUAAGAAGUCCAAGCGUAGCGGCAGGAAGUAGUCUCUGUUUUGUUUUGCUCUUCUGCCUGACCAGGCGUCGGAUGGCCUUUUUUGCUUACACCGUUGUAAGUCCAGCAGCAAGGCCAGCUUUGCUUAACUGGAUGUACUCCCUCCAUACUGAAAUCGUUUUUGACAGCGACACGGUCUCCAAAACACAACUUUAACUUCCUGUUUCUAUAAAAAUAUUUAUUGAAAAGUGAUAUAUGUAUACUUUUAUAAAA